UCUCUCUACCUUUACUUUGAAGACACAUCUCUCUUUGUCAAACCAGAAGAAGUAAGAAAAAAACAUGAUGAACAACAGUACCACGAGAAGGUAGGCACCCCCACCCAGAGGUCAAAGGCUUCAUAAAAUCUCUUGUUUUUUCGCUAAAUCAAUUUAAAAGAACCUUCACUUCUCGGGGUUCGAACCUGGAACCUUGGGAUCCCCAAGUCGCGUUGGUUAGCUUCUGCCUAAGGUAAGUAAGCACGUCUUUCUUCUUUAAUCCAGCUGCGCAAUUUGUUUGCGGGAGAUUUCUGUGGUUUUUAUUUCCCAAACCCUAGGAAAAGAUUGAUCUCACGCAUCUGAUUCUCACGGACAAGAAAUUCUGAACACCGCAGAAAACGGGGGCAAAGGUGGCGUCGUUUGGUACAAACGGUGGUUUUUAUGGAAGAUAGCAGUGCUUUUAAGGCAGAAACGGGGUGCUCUUGAGUGCAGUAAAUCUUUGUGGCAGGGAAGGGUUUAAAUUAUUUUCGAGGUGAAUUUUAGCUGCUGGCUGGUUUUUAGGGUUGAUAAGUGGUGCAGUAUGUAGAGGAUUUUUUUUCCAGGUAAAUUGUUGUUAUCGGCUGGUUUUAGGGUUUCGGAAGGGUGAAAGUACUACGUGCAGGGCUCUGGGCAGGAUAUUGCAAGAAGGCGUCUUGACAGGAGGUGGUCUUGUGGCUUUGAGUGUGAACAGCGCAGAUUUUAUGUUUCGGUGAACGGUUUUUGCUGUAUCUGCAGCAUAUACUGUUCGGGGUUACGCAAAUCGUCCGCUAUUUUUCUGGAGGAGGGCUUCUAUUACGGAUUUUGCGGACAGGUGGAAAGGGAUUAGCUGCAGGUGCUUCAGAACGGCAAGGUCGGUGAUCGUUUCCUUCAAGCUUUCGAAAUUUUGGCUUUGAGGAGUGUUGUGGCUACUCUAAACUUUCAUAACGUUGCCACUGUUUUGAGGAAGGAAGGAAAGAGGUGAAGUCUGCCUGGGGUGGUGACUGUCCGACGAUCAAGCUUGGAUUGGAAAAUUUCCCUUAAUUAAUGGGAAUUUGGCUAACAUAAGAAGAGUAGGAGUUUGAUGUGUUUCUGAGGAUGGUAGUGAGGAUUUCAAGUCAGGAUUACAAAAAUAUAUACAAGCUGUGAAGGUAACAAAAAGUAACAUUUCUGAAGGUGAAGGAGACCCUAUAUUGUCAAUAUGGUAGUUAGAUUAUUUCCCUGUUAGGGCAUUUUUGUCUUGGUAUAUCGCAGGAAUAUUCACCAAUUUUAAGCUAGGAACACAGCAAAGUGUGAAAGAUAAGCACAGCAAAGUGUGAAAGAUAAUACACCAAUUUCUGUUUAUGGAGGAGGUCAAAAGGAGCUACAUACUGUUCAUUGGAUUAUGUCCUAGAUAGGGCAUAUUCAUUCUUGCUUUGGUACAGUGGCCUCAGAGGGCUUACUAUCACUGCUGAGACUUUGUUGAAGAUACCUUGUAACUAAGACAAGCAAGGGUUGAGUUCUUGAAUCUGAUGAUAUGCAUUAUCUAUGCUCUACAUUGGGUAUUCUGCUUGGAUAGGAUACAGGAAAGCAAUCUCUUGCAAAUGUGUUAAUGAUCUUAUGCUUUUGUAAGCUUCCGUGUUCUGCACAGUGACAAUGCAAGGCAUCUCAUUGUUUACAUGGGAAGUUGCAGUAUAAAACUAGUCGAUAUUUUUAUGCUGGCCUUAGUGUGGGAGGCAGCAUGCUGGUUUUACUAAGUAGAGAUGCACAGAUAUUCUGCUGCCAGCUGUGGUGGUGGGGUUGGCAAUAGCACACUUGGUGGGGCUAGUGCAAGAGAUACAUCCCGUUCAGAUUUAUCAUAUUCAUCUUCAAACAUUCCAUUAAGUUCUAGACGUCCUGUGCAAUUGCAACCCUACAAGCCAAAGUGUGAUAAGGAGUAUCUGAAUUCAAGGCUUGGACCACCUGAGUUUUAUCCUCCAUCAUCAAUCUGUCCCGAAGAGACAUUAACUCGUGAGGCUGUCCAAAGUGGCUACAAGGAGGCAGUUGAUGGUAUUGAGGAAAUCAAAGAGAUUACUUUGUCACUUGUCGGAUCUCCAUUUUGGUCUAAACAUCUUAUUAAUCAAUAUAAAGAGUCAAUUCGGAAGCGUCUUAGGGCCAUCAAUGAUGCUCGGGUGCAAAAGCGCAAGGCUGGACAAGUUUAUGGCGUGCCUUUGUCUGGAGCAUUGUUAACAAAAUCUGGUUUGUUUCCAGACCUACGAACUUGUGGGGAAGACUUCAAAAGGAAGUGGAUUGAGGGCCUUUCACAACCGCAUAAGAGAUUGCGUUCUUUAGCUGAUCAUGUACCCCAUGGGUAUAGGAAGAAGGCUCUUUUUGAAGCACUUAUUAAGCACAAGGUCCCAUUGUUACGAGCAACAUGGUUCAUCAAAAUCACAUAUCUUAAUCAGCAGGUUCGACCAUCUGAAAAGGCACUGGGAAAACGUGUGGAACUUUGGACAAAGGAUUUCAUAGAUUAUCUUGAUUCCCUCUUAGAUGAAUCCUGUCAAAAUGUUGCUGUUUCAGGAACUUAUAGUAGAGAUCAGUCUCCACAGUUGCUUUUGGCCUCUGGUCAGCAUCAAGGGAGUGACCCUUCCCGAACGACAAAUGAUGCUGAGGAGCCCACUUUGCACAUUAAAUGGUGCUAUAUGGUGCAGAUUCUUCACUGGCAUCUCGCAGAAGGGCUGCUUCAUCGUCCCAAGGUUAUUGAAUGGGUUCUACGUCACUCACAGGAAAAGGAGUCACUUGAAGUGUUGGAGUUGCUUCUUCCCAUUGUGUUUGAACUUAUCGAUAGCAUUGAACUUUCACAAACUUAUUCACGGAUGUUUGUAGAUAUAGCUGUUCAUUGGUUGAGAAGAUUGUGCCCAAGUGGCAUGCUCCCAGAUUCCAAGGAUCGUCCCCGUGAAGCAUACAGUGCAAUGUUUUUAACAGAAUUGCUUCAGUAUUUGAUAAUAGCUAUACCAGAUACCUUUGUUGCUCUUGACUGCUUCCCCCUACCACCUGUUGUCUGUCCACCUGAAGCGAAAAGAAACAGUUCUUUUAUGCCAACUAUUACUGUGGAAAAGGCCCCCUUUGAUGGCAGUAUUCCUGAAAAAAUGGAUAAGAAUAGGGAUACUAAGAAAGUGAUUACUGAAAGACAGUUGCCUAUUGUAGAUCUGGUCUCCUCUAUUCAGAAAAGAGCUAACAAUCUUUCCAAAUCUGUGUACCCUGAAAUUAUUCAUAAUAAUGAGGGAAAGGCUGUACAUACUCUCGACAAGGCUCUGAUAUCAGGAGAUGUGAGAAGUGCUUAUCACUGUAUAUUUGAAGAGUCUUUCAGUGCAAAAAGUGUGCCAGAUGAAUGGCUAUCAGGAAUUAGUCCAUGCAUAAGAUCAAGCUUGAAUUUUAUUGAGGCACUCCAAGCUUCAGAAGUUUAUGCUGUUUUUUUUCUUUUUGAGUGGGCAACAUGUGAUUUCAGACACUUCCGAGGUCCUCCAUAUGUAGAUAGAAAAACCACGGGUAAAAGAGAUUUUUCUCGUAUUUAUAUGGUAGUCUCAGUGAUUAAUAUGAAAUUGGAAGCAUUACAGAAGUCAGUUUCUAACAGUGGUGUUGGUACUAGUGAUGCAUCUGUUUUGGGUGUUCCAAAUAUGCCAGUUGAUGAUGGAUUUUCAAGCAGGAAGAGGAGGGGAAAGGUUGAUAUUCUUAAGAAUAUAUCAGAAAAUUUGCAAAGUAAAUUUUAUUCUCAAAGUAUUGCUCCCUCUUCUCUGUUUUCAACUUAUCGCUGUCUGCAUGAUGCUGUAGUUGCUUGGUUAGAUCAACAUGAAUUUCAGAAGGGUGAAGCUUUUAAGCUUCUUCAAUUUCUUCUCCUGGAACUCAUACGGCUUGGUGUUUUUCAACCCUUUGCUUAUGUAAGGCAGCUGAUAAUCAGUGGAAUAAUGGACAAAAUAGAGACUAGUGCUGAUGUUGAGAGGGCAAGUUGGCACAGGCGCAUCCUGGAGCACCUUCCAGCAUCUUCAGUCUUUCAUGCAUUUGAGGAUAUCACAAAUGAGUCAGAUCCUAUACUAUCUAAUGUGAUCAGAGUUUACUCCAAUGAACGUCAUUUUGCGCUCCAUGGAUUUCUGGACAAGAUUGGGCAUCUUACAAAGGAAGGAGAAAACCUGGUAAUUUCUAGAAAGAAUAUAUUAGCAAACAGUGUAGCCAGUACCUUGGUUGGGGAUUCUUCCAACACCUUUGAGAAGAAGAGGAAGUUAGAAUCAGUUAAUGGGGCAGAUCUCAGAGGUGAUAUGAGUGAGAAGGGAAAACUACAACAAAUUGAUAGACUCAAGCAUGCAAUCUCUGUGCUUUUGCAUUUUCCUGAUUCAAUCAUGGUUUUGAGUGGAAAAUCUUCAUCUGUGAAGUCAAGUUUAGUCCAAGGGAAGCUUAAAAGACCAUUGGGACUGCAUAGUAGUAGAAUAGGAAAAGGAGAAGGAACACCUGGCUGUGAUGAAUGCGGGCGAAGCAAACGACAAAAGAUAAGUGAAGAAAAAGGUUUGCUGAUUAAGGCACUUGCAUUUAAUUCAACAGAUGAUGAUGAAACUUGGUGGGUUAGAAAGGAACCUAAAAUAUCAGAUGCAAUCAAAGUUGAACAGCCCAUGAAGCCAACAAAACAAGUGUCAAGAGGGAGGCAAAAGACUGUCCGCAAAACACAAAGUUUGGCUCAGCUGGCUUCUGCUAGAAUUGAGGGUAGCCAAGGUGCCUCUUCCAGUCAUGUAUGUGAUAGUAAAGUAAAUUGUCCACAUCAUAAACCAAGUCUAGAUCGAGAAAAUUCUUCACGAAUAAAAGAUGGGAACAAAUUGCAUCAUGCAGGUGAUCUCCAUGCAAUAGGUAGAGCGAUGAAAAGGUUACGACCAACUGAAAAGUGGUCAGUUGCAGGCUGGUUGAAUGCUGUUGUGAAGCAACUUGUUGAAGGAAGAGAGAAAGUUCCUGUUAAGCCUAGUCAGUCUUCAGGUCAGGUCCGACCUUCUGGCAGUGCUUCUACUCCAUCUGAUGAGAGAUCUGCAGUACGGUGGCAACUAACUGAAGACGACAUAGCUGUCAUUUUAUACAUACUAGACAUUUCAAUGGAUUUGCGAUCUGUAGUGAAAUUUUUACUAUGGGUUCUAUUAAAAAUUCCCAUUUCUGUCACAAAUGUCCCUGCUCAUGGUGGGCGGAGUAUACCUGUGAUCACUUGGAGCAGAGAAGGGGAUGCAUGUGAUGCGGGAGAGUGUUUCAUCUUGUCAUGUCUUCAGAGGUAUGAAAAUGUUCUUGCAGCUGCAGAUCUUCUUCCAGAAGCAAUCUCUGUUGGUGUGCGCCGGGCUGCAGUUGUUUUGACUGCCAUACCAGGUGGAAGGUCUGUCUGCCCAAGUCUGUUUUAUGUUCGAAAUUUAUUAAAAAAAUAUGGUGUACUUCCAACUGUGAUGGCUUGGGAGAAGAAAUUCAAGGCAUCAGCGGACCAGAGACUAGUUGCUGAAUUGGAGGCAUUGAAAACAAGUGAAAAUGAAUCAGCUUUUGGAUUGGUAGGAGGCUCAAGUGCAGCUAACAGUGAAGAUUGUGACGAUCACCUGCGGCAAAAGCUGACUGGAAGGUUAUCUAGAAUAAGUCCAAGUGUGAAAGAGACAGUACAAAGACGCAUCAAUGAUGCAAUACAGCAUGUUUUUAUUAAAGAAAGGGAUCUCUUAGCUCCUACAAAGAAUUCUUUGACUGAAAAACGAGAUGAUGGAUAUCAGGUGGCCCUACAUAAUCUAGUUGGUUUGGUUGAAUACUUUCGGCAAACUGGAGGUGGUACUCCACAAGGUGAUGCAUCUGUAGUGGUUGCUGUUGUUGCAGCAGUUGUUAGUAACGUAGGGCAAGCCACUGUAAACAUGCUUGAUUCUGCUGCAAGUAGUGCAUACCCAGGUUCAUCUUCUAUAAAAUGUGCUCGUCGAGUUAUACAAAUUCAUAUACAUUGCCUUAGAUUGCUGAAAGAGGCUGUUGGUGAACACCAAAACCGGAUCUUGGAAAUGACACUUGCAACAGAAGCUUCAUGCUCAAUAGCUACUGCUUUUGCUCCUGGGAAGGCACCUCGUAGUCAAUUUCAGCUUUCUCCAGAAACUCCAGAUACAAGUUCGACUAUGACAAAUGAGAUGUUGAGCAACUCUACAAAAGGUCUUUUAGGAAGGGCCACAAGAGCUGCAGCAGCUGUGGCUGCAUUAGUUGCAGGUUCUAUUGUUCAUGGCAUUACAAAUCUAGAAAGAAUGGUAGCAGUUUUGAGAAUAAAGGAAGGCCUGGAGGUUCCACAGUUAUUGAGGAAUGGUCGGUCCAGUUCUAAUGGUAUUUCUCGUGCAGCUGGACAAGGUAAUUCUUCCAAGGUUGAUUAUUAUUCAACUGAAGUAUACUUGUAUUGGUUUAGAGUCCUCAUUAGCAACUGCAAAGUGGUUUCUGAUGGUCUAGUGGCAGAACUCCUUGGCGAGCCAAAUGUUUUGGCACUUGCUCGAAUGCAACACAUGAUGCCUCUUAGCAGUGUUCUUCCCCCCAUCUAUUCAUUAUUUGGUAUGAUUGUUUGGAGGCCUCAUCUAUCAUACAUGAAUGCAGUCAGUCGUGAAGACGGUCAACUUCAGUCAUCAUUGACAACAGCUGUGGAUGAAGCAAUUAGGCACGAACCGAUUCGGGAUGUCUGCUUGCGAGAUACUCAUGCUUUUUACCACCACCUUGUAUCUGAUUCAAGUGAUUCAGAUGUAGCAGCUGCCAUAGAAAGGCAGGGUCUAGAUGUGCAUUCCAAAUUGAGAGUGCUUGCACCCCUUCGUGGGCGAUUAUUUUUGCAUGCUCUUCUUGAUCAUCAGAUGCCAUUAUCUGUUCUUUUGCAGGAUGAGGGCAGCUGGAUUCCUAGUCAUGGAGAUCUCAAGAGACCUGCUGCAGAUGAACCAUUAUUAGUAGAUCAACUUGUGCAUGUUUUGGAUACCUUGCAGCCAGUAAGUUUUCACUGGCAAUGGGUUGAGCUUCGGUUACUUCUUAAUGAACAAGUACUCAUUGAAAAGAUUCUGGGCCAGAAUAUUUCUGCUGUAGAAGCAAUGCGAGCCUUCUCCUCAGGCGUUAGCAACAAUCCACUUUCUGAGUCUGAAAAGACAUUUACAGAAAUUGUUCUUACUAGAUUACUUGUGAGGCCCGAUGCUGCUGCAUUGUACUCAGAAGUUGUGCAUCAUCUUGGAAAACCUCUUGAGGAAUACUUAAUAUUGCAUGUCAGAUGGGUUCUGGAUGCAAGUGAAGUACUUUUAGGGCGGAAAUCCCUUAAGCAGCUGCUUGAAAGCAUGGCAAACCGGAGUGGUUUCUCAACUAAAACUAGGCAAGUGCAUGCUUGCAGUUGGUCAUCACCACAGUGUUAUGUAGGAACUGCUGAAGAAAAAAAGAAGACAGAGGCAGCAUCUCCAGAGGAAGGAGAGGUGGCAGAAGAAGCUUUAGAUUCUUAUCAGAGCCAAUAUUUUUCUAUAGAGAAAGGGAUUGCUGACUUGGUUUUGCCAUGCCUAGCACGGAGUUCCACUGAAACCUGUACUGCCUUUGCCACAGAUUUGUUAAAGCAAAUGAGUAUUCUUGAACAACAUAUAAACACACCUACUCGAAAUGUUGGGAAGUCACCAUCUGGAGCUGCUGCUGGAGCUGAAGGUGGUGGAAUUAAAAGUCAUGGCUCACGCAAAGCAUUUAGAGGUGGCAGCCCUAGCUUGGGACGAAGACCGACAGGAGUGACUGAGACUUCUCCAUCCUCAGUUGCAGCAUUGCAUGUUUCAAUGUGGUUGAGAUUACAGUUCCUUUUGCCAUUGCUUCCACAAAUUUAUGCAGACAGGGAUACACCAGUGCGCAACAUGAGACAGGCACUUGCUCCAUUAUUGUUGCGUCUUCUAGGAUCAAGAGUUGUUCAAGAGCCUUUGGACCCCUGCAAUAUUCAUAUGCAAAAAUACCUUUUCCCUAAAAAGGAAUUUGAAUCCUAUGCUGAGAUUGCUGCAGUAUCAGCAGCAGGUAUCUCUGGGGAGAGUCUCUUUGACAGAUUUCUCAGCAUCCUUCAUGCGUUAUUGAGCAGCACCUGGUCAAGUUGGUUGAAGCCAAAAGGGAAUACAAAACCUGUACGAGAAGUCCCAGUGUUUGAUCCGGAAAUCACAGAGCGCAUGCAGGCUGAGUUGGACCACAUGCAGUUGUCUUCUGCUGCUCGUGUACGACUACAAGCAGCCAUGCCUCUACUUCCCCCUUUUCCCAGUCCUACAAUUUGUUCUGUUCCUCCUCAUCUCUCAGCAUCAACUAUAACAGGAGCACAUACGACUACUCUAAACUCUAGUAGUUUUCCCUCUGGCAUUCUAGUUCCUUCCCAAAAGGUUUCUGUUAGAAUGGCCAGUGCCAUUGGAAAAUGUAAGUCCACUUUGUACCAGGAUCCAGAGGUAGAAAUUGAUCCAUGGACAUUGCUGGAAGAUGGGACAGGGGCAGGAGUUUCUGGAAGUAAUAGUGGGGGUUGUGUGAGUGGAGAUCAAGCCAAUUUGAAAGCUUGUAACUGGCUUAAAGGGGCUGUAAGGGUAAGAAGAACAGAUCUUACUUAUGUUGGAGCUGUGGAUGAUGAUACUUGAUUCAUUGUUGGGCCUCAAGGCCCCUCUAGGUUUUAAUAAUACUUAGUUGAUAGCUCCAUUUUGGUGUCUUGGAUUUCGCUUUUGCUCUUGAUUACUUAGCUUUAACAAAAUCAAUUUACCUGUAUCAUUUUUGGAUGGGUGUACCAAUAUUCAAAUUGCUAAUACAACCAAAGUGUUUAAUCGGGGAAA
Messenger RNA from Cryptomeria japonica (Japanese cedar), 8771 nucleotides. RefSeq names its product mediator of RNA polymerase II transcription subunit 12. The coding region runs from base 1737 to 8582 and encodes 2281 amino acids. The transcript is spliced from 13 exons. The record is from RefSeq and is a predicted model, not a curated record. Gene Ontology annotation, molecular function: transcription coregulator activity. Gene Ontology annotation, cellular component: mediator complex. Gene Ontology annotation, biological process: regulation of transcription by RNA polymerase II. Lineage: Eukaryota; Viridiplantae; Streptophyta; Pinopsida; Cupressales; Cupressaceae.